This is a messenger RNA of Cajanus cajan (pigeon pea), 979 nucleotides long. Its product is annotated as small ribosomal subunit protein uS13m. Gene Ontology annotation, molecular function: structural constituent of ribosome; RNA binding. Lineage: Eukaryota; Viridiplantae; Streptophyta; Magnoliopsida; Fabales; Fabaceae. The record is from RefSeq and is a predicted model, not a curated record. Gene Ontology annotation, biological process: translation. Gene Ontology annotation, cellular component: ribosome; mitochondrion; small ribosomal subunit.
CCCGUUCUCAUUUUAUUCUAAAAAAUGGAAAGAAGUAGACAGAGGCUAGGAAAACCUAAGAUUGCUCCCAACAUCUUACAUCCUUAAACCCUCCAACAUGUUCGGUUCCACGCGCAUCGUUUCCGACGUCGCUCUCCGCCUCCGUCAAACCCUAUCGUUCCGCGGCGUGCGCGCGCAGAACAUCAACAUCGGAGGCGGCGUCGGCGGCGAGAUCCCCGACCACAAGCGUCUCGAGUACGCUCUCCAGCACCUCCACGGCAUAGGCCGCGCCAAGGCGCACCACAUCGUGUGCGAGCUUGGCGUGGAGAACAAGUUCGUCAAGGACCUCAGCAAGAGAGAGCUCUAUUCCAUUCGCGAGUUGCUCUCCAAGUACCUAAUUGGAAAUGAUUUGAAAAAAUGUGUUGAUAGAGAUGUGGGAAGGUUGGUGGGGAUUCAAUGCUACCGAGGGAUCAGGCAUGUGGAUAACUUGCCCUGCCGUGGACAGAGGACACACACAAACGCACGCACCAGGAAGAGCCGGAAGACUUUCUCUGGAUCGAGAUAGAUAAAUUUUCCCGUCCAAAUUAUGGUUAUUUUGGACAUCCUGUUGGUGGUUGCGUGAGGUGUAACUGGUGCACUUCAUGAACUGAACUUAUAUCUAUGGGGACAUGAAUUGCUGGCAGUCACAGAGAAGGAAAGUUCGAUAUCUAAAAUUUUAUUUUACAUCCAUUAUAAAAAUUUGAUUAUGUACAAUAAGAAAAAAAAUUCAGGCAAACCAGGUCAUGGAGGUGCAACUGGUGCAGUUCAAUGCAUUGUUAAAAGACACUUAACUUAUAUCUAUGUGGCUGUACUCAAGAAUAAAAGCUUAAUCUCUACCUUUAAUUUUACUUUCCAACCAUUACAACAUUGAUAAAAUAUAGGUUUAGUUACCUUUUUGUCCCUAUAGUUGUAUAAACUUCAACAUUUUAGUUCCUAUUGUUAAAACUAGGUCAUUUUAGUC